CCCAUCGACCAUCACACUCCCAUCGACACACUGAGGCUCCUAUCUAAUCCUGUCUUCUUCACAAUGGCCAACGCCAAGCAAGUCCUCGCCGGAAUCUCAACUUCCGGCAGGAGAAACCGGAAGCUCCUCCUCUCCAUCUCCGGUUGCCUCCUCCUCGUCGCCGCCGUGAUCGGCAUUGUCGCCGGCGUCAACUCUCGCCACCACGACCGGGGCUCCGACGUUACCACCCUCACCCCAUCGACCCACGCCAUCCUCAAGUCCUCGUGCGGCUCCACGCGCUACCCGGACCUCUGCUACUCCGCGGUCGCCGCCGCCCCCGGCGCUGCGGCGGGCCUCGCCACCCAGAAGGACGUCAUCGAGGCGUCGCUCAACAUCACCACCCUCGCCGUGGAGCACAAUUUCUUCGCCGUCGAGAAGCUCCUGGGCAAGAGAGGCAAGAGCCUGACGAAGAGGGAGAAGAGGGCGCUCCACGACUGCCUCGAGACCAUCGACGUGACGCUGGACGAGCUCCGGGAGGCUGCGCGAGACCUGAGCUCGUACCCGAGCGCAGCGAAGUCGCUGACGCAGCACGCCGACGACCUGAAGACGCUGAUAAGCGCGGCGAUGACGAACCAGGAGACUUGCCUGGACGGGUUCUCGCACGAGGACGCCGACCGGCGCGUACGGAAGGCGCUGGCUGAGGGGCAGGUCCACGUGGAGAAAAUGUGCAGCAACGCGCUUGCGAUGAUCAAGAACAUGACCGACGCCGACAUGGCGGCGGAGCGCAAGGCCGCGGCAAACCGGAAGAUGCUUAAGGAAGAGGAUCGGGUUCAGGGUGACGAGAGCGCGUGGCCGGAGUGGCUGUCGGCGGGGGACAGGAAGCUGCUGCAGUCGACGGUGGUGACUCCGGACGCGGUGGUGGCGGCGGAUGGGAGCGGGAACUACGAGACGAUUUCGGCGGCGGUCGCGGCGGCGCCGGAGAAGAGCAGCAAGCGGUACGUAAUAAGGAUAAAGGCGGGGGUGUACAGAGAGAACGUGGUGGUGUCGAAGAAGAAGACCAACCUGAUGUUUGUCGGCGACGGGCAGACCAGCACCAUCGUCACCGGUAGCCGGAGCGUGAAAGGCGGUUACACCACCUUCGAGUCGGCCACCGUCGCGGUGGUCGGCGCGGGUUUCUUGGCCAGAGAUAUUACCUUUCAGAACACCGCCGGCGCUUCGAACCACCAGGCUGUCGCGCUCCGCGUCGGCGCCGAUCUCUCCGCCUUUUACCAAUGCGACAUUCUAGCCUACCAGGACACGCUCUAUGUCCACUCCAACCGCCAAUUCUAUGUCAAGUGCUUCAUUGCCGGCACAGUGGACUUCAUUUUUGGUAAUGCGGCUGCCGUCCUCCAGGACUGUGACAUCCACGCUCGCAAACCGAACUCUGGCCAAAAGAACAUGGUUACUGCUCAAGGCCGAAUUGAUCCGAACCAAAACACGGGAAUCGUGAUUCAAAAAUGCAGGAUUGCCGCGACGAGCGAUCUCCAAUCGGUGAAGAGCAGUUUCCCGACGUACCUCGGUCGUCCAUGGAAGGAAUACUCAAGGACGGUGAUUAUGCAGUCGUCCAUCUCGGACGUGAUCGACCCGGUGGGCUGGCACGAGUGGAGCGGGACAUUCGCCCUAAGCACAUUGUACUACGGAGAGUACCAGAACACCGGUGCAGGCGCCGGGACCUCGUCUAGAGUGAAGUGGAAUGGAUUUAAGGUGAUAUCGUCAGCGACGGAGGCGCAAGGAUUCACCGCCGGGACGUUCAUCACCGGAAGCAGUUGGUUGAGCUCCACUGGGUUCCCAUUUUCACUCAGCCUGUGAGCAAGAUGAAUUGGUGUGCACAGUGACUGCUGAUCUUUCAAAUAUUCAUUAGGUUACUGUUCAACGCCUAAGAGGAGCCAAAGUAUUGUCAGUAAUAGAGAUCUUUUUUAGAGAAAUGAAAUCUGGGCAUUGGACUGACCGUGGAAAUUACCAUCGGGAUAUCUAGUGCAAAUCAUGAGAAGAGAAGACUUGUGCGUUUGGUGUCGUUCUUGAGUAGUCAAAAUAAAUCGAUUGUGUUCUAUGAAA
Syzygium oleosum is the source of this 2073-nucleotide messenger RNA. Its product is annotated as pectinesterase-like. The transcript is spliced from 4 exons. NCBI's taxonomy places the organism in Eukaryota, Viridiplantae, Streptophyta, Magnoliopsida, Myrtales, Myrtaceae. The record is from RefSeq and is a predicted model, not a curated record. Gene Ontology annotation, biological process: cell wall modification. Gene Ontology annotation, molecular function: pectinesterase inhibitor activity; pectinesterase activity. The coding region runs from base 64 to 1827 and encodes 587 amino acids.